This is a messenger RNA of Prorocentrum cordatum, 731 nucleotides long. Lineage: Eukaryota; Dinophyceae; Prorocentrales; Prorocentraceae. The record is from the annotation of a GenBank genome assembly.
AGCGCGCGGGCCGCGGAGCUGAAUGCGGCACCAACGUCAUGCUGCAGUAUGUCGACGAUGCCUGCAACGCAGCAGCGGAGAAUAUCCACUACGUGUUGAACUACCAGGCGGAGCUCACCACGCAGGUCUUGGACGAGCACUCCCGGUGGCCUGAUGUCCAGGAACUGCCGAAGUCUCGCCAGGGCGCCCGGCCCUCAAUCCAGCUCGUGCCCGGCCCGGCUCAGGCCCACGACAUUCAGCGUCGGCCGGGUGGCCGGUGGGAGUGCGUGAGAUGCCACCGCCGGGCGCCGCUGCAAGUGCUGCGGGACGAAUGCUGCAGAGGGCACGUUGCCGCGAACCUCCCCAUUGUGUUCACGACGGCCGGCGCUGUCUCCAACGGCCAUCGACUGUGGAGGACGUCGACGUGGAUCUGGUGCCAGCGAUGCGGCCAGCACGCACAGCGCCGCCUGGCGGGCCUCCGUGGCGAGUGCCUUGGCCGCCCCGGGCAGCCGUGGCGCCUGCUGAACCUGCGCGCGGGGAGGGAGCCGAAUGCCCACGUCGCCGAUCCUCCGGUGGGGGUUCCAGCUCCCUUCACCGAGGCAGAAUGGGAAGAGUGGCAGGCGCGGCGCGGGUGAGCGGGCCGCCGCGCGGGGGCUGAGGGUGCCGACGUAGUGUAACUAUGCCGGCGUGCGGGCGGCUCUGUCACACCGUGACCUGCCGUCGCUAAUCUGCGCCGACCCUUAGUAUGUCCC